AUGGAGGCCGGUCCCAUGUACCUGGAGCAUAACACCAGCCAGUCCCUGCAUCAGCGGUUCUCAGAGGUCCUGCUGGAGCAGCUGACCCAGAGGAGGUUUGUGUUUCGUGGGAACAAGUCGUCAUCGAUGGUUCUGCGGCUCAGGAACACCCCCCAUUCUCAGCUGAGACAGGGGCCUCAGCUCGGUCACAGGGCCAGUGUGUGGUCUCGUCUCGGCUGGAAGAAAAGAGGCUUCUGGAAUUUCAGGAACAAAUACAGACGACGAGUGAGCUUCAGCAAAGGCUUUAGCCCCGCCCCUGGGAGUAACUCCGCCUACAGAUGGAUUAACCCCGCCCUGAGAUGCCUUAGCCCCGCCCUCAGAUCAAGGCUCAAUCUGACGCUCAAACGGGGCGCUCUGAGGGGGGUCCUGAGGCACAGACGCACUCCACUCUUCAAAGGAAAGUCCUUCCAGGUGUCAAAGUGGCGGGGCCAGGCCAGCUCUCGGGGGCGGGGCCAGCAGAAGGUGGUUCCCUCUAAGAAGCAGCUGGAUCUGGACCUGGACUGGUACAUGUCCAAGACCAAGACCCGUCUAGACGCUCAGCUGGACCAGUACAUGUCUCUGUCCCGCUCCCGUCUGGACGCUCAGCUGGACCAGUACAUGUCCAUGGCAGGAGAGGAGCAGUGGGCCUGA
This is a messenger RNA of Knipowitschia caucasica, 669 nucleotides long. NCBI's taxonomy places the organism in Eukaryota, Metazoa, Chordata, Actinopteri, Gobiiformes, Gobiidae. The record is from the annotation of a GenBank genome assembly.